GGAACCUGGAUGGACUUCAACGGAAUCGAUCAAUUCACGUUUAGGAAGCAGAUUCAACGUUUGAUUGAACGCGCCCGUUGCCCUGGCAUGUGUACGCCAGUUUGCCGCGAAGAGGAGUCAUAACAGCCAGCCAGCCACACAGAGAGAGAUAGAGAGAUAGAUAAGUAGGUAGGUAGGUAGGUAGGUAGGUAGGUAGGUAGGUAGGUAGAGAGAGAGAGAGAGAGAGAGAGAGAGAGAGAGAGAGAGAGAGAGAGAGAGAGAGAGAGAGAGAGGGAGAGCGUAACUGGUGAAGAGGCAGAGAGGAGAGAUGGGAGAGGAUGGGGCGGCAUGGGAUGAGGAGGCUGCGUCGUUGGCUAUGGCCGAGGUGGAGACGAUGGUGAAGAGUGGACAGCUGGAUAUGGCAGUCGGAUUGCUUCAGAAGAUGGAGCGUGUUUUCCCUGGUAUGAAGGGAUACGCGGAAAUCAGUGCUGUAGCCCAGGUGUGCUUGGCGGCCAAGACGAGACCGGUCACCGGUCAUCCGAAUCUUCGAUGUCAGUGUAGGCCGAAGACCACCGGUCCUAAGUUCACAGACUGGUAUCAUGUCCUUCAGGUCCAAGAAAAUGCAGAUGAUAUUACCAUCAAGAAGAAGUUCAGGCAGCUCGCGCUGCUUCUGCAUCCUGAUAAGAACAAUAGUGCACGUGCGGAAGAGGCAUUCAAAAUAGUGAACGAGGCAUAUGCUGUUCUUUCAGACAAAACGAAACGGAUUGCUUUCAACAUGAAGUGGAGUCAGAAUGGUUGUGGUUAUUGUCAAUUCAACCACAAGGCACUAUCAACAUCUUCGGGUCAGGAUUUUCAGUCGAGGCCUUUUUCCACAGGUCUGCAGAGGGAAAGGGGCAUGGACAAUGCUGGAGGGAGCAUGGCGGGUACCGCUCAUGACAUUGGGCCGGGGAAAGGGAGAGCGGAGAAGCAAGAUAGCCAUAGUAGAUAUGGCCCUGGCGCAGCUGGUAAUUGGUCAGGUGUGCGUGUUGACUGCAGCAUGCCCUCAUGGAUGGGUGGGAAGCAAUCAGGGAGAGGUGCGAGCAAAGGGCCUCCUGCUGCAAUGUCCAUGGACUGGUCUGAGGAUGUUGAGAAACUCAGAGCAUAUCGGGAUAGGGCAAAGGCGCGGGUUGCGGCGAUGGAGAAGGAGUGGGAGGAGAGGAGAUUGCGGUGGGAAAAGGAGAUGGCAGAAGCAAGGCAGCAUGCAAAAGAAAGACGCGAUGCUUGGGAGGAAAGGAGACGAAAGGCGAAAGCGGAGGAACUUGUUGCAGGCAAAGGUAGCCCCCGUGCGAAGAUGCCGUCAGCAGAGGAGGAAGUGGACGGCAACGGGGGGGGCAAAGGGAGAGUUCACAGACAGAAGAUUCGAAGUCAUCUGGACCGGCUGUUUGGACGUAAUGCCCAAGUGGAGUUGAAGGAUCUUCGAGGGGAGAAUGGAAGCGGGAGCAGAGGUACAGUCCCUGGAAAGGGAGAGGAAGGCGACUCAAAGCAAUGUCCAGAGAGUGGGACUUGUGGGAUGGCCAGGAUGCAUGUGGGUGCUGCUUCGUUUAAGCGAGAGAGCAACAAAGGAAAUUGCGAGAGGGUUUCCGUAAAAGAUGAGAGAAGUAGAGGUCGAGAGGAGGAGAAUGAGGCUGGUGGAGAGGGACAGAUGGCAGAUAAGGGUAGAGGGAUGAUGGCUGGGGAGGAAACUGUUCACGUAUUCAGGCCAUGGCGUGGAACGAGCACCUCGGAUAGGCAUCGAACGACAACCAAGACGAGCGCCCAGCCAACAGGAGUGCCAUGUGAGGUGCCGACUACCUCACAGAAGACUCCGCCGAAGGUCACCUCAGCUGCUGCCACUGAAGCUUCAACUCCUAGAAGGCAUGCGGCGAACUUGUUGCCAACGGAGAAAGUUGGAGGGCUUGAUGGAUUCGGGGGCAGAGGAAGAGUGUUCCCAGAGGGACCAAGUCUGCAUCCGUCCAGGCGAUGCAGUGUUGGGGGAGUUAUGGAUCCUCUCCCCUUCAGUUCGGAGACCGCUCAUGCAUCAUCAUCACGUAGGCGCAGCAUUGCAGGGGGGUUGAAUCAAUAUGAUUUUGAGCAAUUCACAAGGAACGGACUGUCUGAAUGGGAGAGCCAUGUCACCGGAGAUGGAAAGGAAAUGGAAGGUUCGCUGGGUACGUCUGCAUGUGAAUGGUCAGCAUGUCAGAAGCAGCCACCAGAGGGUUCUAGAAAGGGCUCGAGUGCCACCGCUGCCAGGACAGUCCCACAGGUUACAAGGACCUCAGUGACGGCAGCAACUGCAAUUGGUCGAUCAGAGAGGACUGCAGAGACAGCGAAGGGUGUGUCCGGAACGAGUGUUUUGGAAAGUAAUACAGAUUGGGUUGGACAAGGAAAGGUGGUCCCCACAAAGACUGCGCCUGACAGUAGGGGUCGUGAUGAAUCAAUUAAACAAAGAAACAGUGGCGUUCCAACGGCGCAUUUCAGGUCAUCAGCAGCUACUGCGGAAAGUCUGGGGAGUCAAAGUUUCCGCGGAUACACUCCAUCGAGUCCGAAGACUGGCCGUGGCAGUCGUUCCAACUGGAAGGAUGAACCCCGGCAAAAGGAUAGGGAGGGAAAGUUGCUGGAUCCCAGUCCUCGAGGCCAUGUAAGCAGAACGAGUAGGAGACUGAGUGUUGGAGAUGUCCUGCAAGGUAGAACGAGUGGGGAAAACAUUGCCGGCGAGUCUGAUGUGUCGGAUAGCCGAUGGGCGGCUACAAGCCGGCGUGCAAGCCUGGGCGUAGCUUAUUCUGGAGGUGGUAUGCACUCAACAAAACCUGAGGGAACUUUCAAGGAGGUCAAAUGUCAAACGCGGGAGGAAGAGCGGAAGAGUGACGUAGAGGAGGAAGAAUUUGGAUCUCAGGAAAACGUACGCGGAAUGGAGAACAAGACAACGAAGGAGCCAUCGAGAGACGGACCUAGGGGAGUGAGACAGGGGGUUAUCUUAGAUAUCAAAGACACGCUUAGGCAAGCUGAGGAGGCAGCUGUCUUGGCCCAAGCUAUGAUUAACGAUGCUGGCCGCAGGGAGGGGAGGAGCGGCAACAAGCAUGGGGAUGGACGGAAUGAGCGGACAGGCAGAGAGGAUCGGAAAAGGCCCAUCGCGGCUGUUGCUGCGGGAUGUGUUCCAGGUAGCGUCUCUGGCGUUGGGGCGGCUGCUGGUGAUGCCCCACAGGGGAGUGAAGCCAGCACUGGGAGCAAGGGUGGUGCUACAAUCGGACGGUCUAUUUCUGAGAAACCCCCCGGGAAGGGAGACCGGAAAAAGAAUUGGGUAGGAAGCUUGAUCGGUGGCUUGUGGGGCUCUGAAAUAAGGAGGAAAGUGGAGAGAGAGAAGUCUGCAAGUGCGGAACGGCAGCAGAGAUCCGAUGAGAUGCAAGAGACGUUGCAGCAGCUGAAAGACGAGGCUAUGGAAGUGGCGGACAUGCUGGAGUCGUUGAAAACGAGGAUCACAAUCCGCGCUCGAAGCGUUGGCAGGAGGGUUGAGGGUCGGGGCUUUUCGCUUGCCGACGGAGCUCCGUCUAAGAGCGGUUUCGGAUCGCCCUCGGGCCGACCUGUUUCUGCACAAGCUUGAAGAGCGGUUCGGAUCUCCCUCCGGUUUCCUCCGUGAUGUCCUCGGAAGUCACCAAGCUUUCGAUCCAGCAUAUCUCAGGUGCCAUUUUUCGAACUGUUUACGAUUGGUAUCUGGUUGGUUUGUUGAACCCGGUCCUUUUCGAUCAGUGAUGGUAAAUGGCUCUGACUGCUAAUGCCCCAACCAUUGCAGGCCCUGACUGACUGAGGUGUUUGUGGCCUGUGAUGACAGAAGAUACCAUUGUCUCGGCGUAUGAUGAACAUGGACUGCAGCUCUGGUUGCCCUUUUUGUGCAGUCUACUCUUUUGGUGAUGAUCUCUACCAUGGAGGGGGAACUUAACAGGUGAGCGGAUCUGGCUUAGGGGGAAUUACUGACGUGCCCCUUGUCCGAUGCGCAAAUUGAAUCGGUACAGGCUGCUGGACAGCACUGAAUGUCAGUGGUUUGAAUCUGGAUACGACCGAUGGACGGGGGAUGGACGAAAGUUUAGGACCAGAAGAAGAGUGGCAGGCCGGGCGCAUCUUCCGGGGGAGCUGCUGUUUGUGCUCUGGAGCCGUCGUAUAAGUUUUUUGUUUGUGUUCAUCUUCCAGUUUACUGGACUGAACAUGGCAUAGUAUGGCGGAGGGCAAGUUUAAAAAAUGGCAUUGUGUGGCCGAUGGAGUUAUGGGAAGAUGAUGCCGCCCAAAGUGCCAGGGAGUCUUACCCCAUGGCUGCUGGAGAACAUGUCAUAGUAUGGCGGAGGGCAAGUUUCAAAGAUGGCAUAGUGUGGAACAGGGCGUAGUCUCAAAUUGCACAUGCUGCGGAAGUCAUGGUUAACAGAUGCAGGCAAGCGUUUUUAGAACUCGGUUGUUUACUUUCCCAAUAAGGGAACCGGAGAGAAGAAAGUGCGCUGACUCUGUCGAAUUUUUCAGAAAGGAGUCAGGGCUAUAUGAGGACCUGCUGAAUGGCAUUAUUGUUGUUCGAACUUAUUUCUUUUUUUUUCCAUAUGGGCCAAGGGAGAGUUGACCCCUAUGCAGGUAUGACACCUACGCAGGAGAGCGGUUCCCCGACAGGUGUGAGACCUCCUCUUCAGGAUGAUCAGAGGAGAUGGGUAAGUACAGGAGAUGUGAAACCACUUCUGGAUGAAACCUCUUUGAAAGGUGCGAAACCUCUUUUUGAAAAGUAGAGGAGAUGUGACACCUCUUCUGGUUGAUGCAUAUGCGGAAUAGGCACUGUGCUUUGCGCAUGUACAGAGACUGUAGUGAGGAGACGUGCGUCGCACGUAUGCUGGAGUGAUUGGAAAGUUGUGAAACCUUCUCUUCUGGAUGAGCAGAGAUGGAAUCUGUGCUGCAAUCUGUGCGAUUACAGCGACUGUAGCAAGGAGACGUGUGUGGACUCGAUUGAUUCUAAGGGUAUUUCUUUGGCCCAGGGAUACGAUUUGCAGCUCUGUAUUGCACUCUAGUUUGCAUCUCUGAUUCGAAAGGUGCGAAACCUCUUUGCAUUAUCUCGGACACGUAUGCUUCUCAAGCUUGAAGAGCAAUUGGGCACAUUUUAGGAAAUUCGUCAUCAGAUCUUUCUUUCGAGGAGUCGUCACGAAUUGCCCUACCUAGGGAUUUUGUCCCAUAGGACGAGAGAGGGGGAGAGUUUUCCGCCCUUCAGGUGUUACAUGUUGUACUUGGCGGCAGGAUCGCUAUUGAUGUCUGCAGCUUCUUGCCUGCCAGUACACAACCGAUGCUGUGUGCGGAGAGUUUCCAGCUGACGAUUGUUCUACCGAUCAAUUGCGUAUCGGACUGGCUGUGGGGUAAUCGCUAUGUCCAUCAGUACACCAGACGGGCGGUCUCUUUCUGCACAUGGACAACUUUUCGUAAAGGCCUGCGGCGCUUGUUGUUUAAGACGGGGUAAUGGUCAGCUGGCAGGAAGGAAAAGAGGGUUGCAUUCAGCAAGUUUUUGUAAGUGUUCGUUGUGACUGGUUGCCUGGCUUGACGGUCUGCUUAAUAUGACUGGGGCAUAGAAUAAGCGACCGCUUGCCGAAUACUGCUCUCCCAUAUGUGAUCCAACUGCCUGGCGACACCACGACAUUAAGGAGCAGUGAGCGUCCGAGGUGCUGCUGCUGCUGCUGACUCCAAGCUGCAGGCAUCUUCGCCGUAUGGCUCAGCCGAGUCAACAAGUGUCCAUGUGGCUACUUGUAGGGUAUUCGGUACCGAUCUCUGGAGCAAGGCUUCUAAUGCCAUCCGUGUGACAAGCCUCACAUUCUCCACACAACUUUAGAUCGACAAGUCCCGAAGGCGGUGUGAUCCAUGAACGAUCCAUGAAUGAUCCAUGAAUAUGUGUUUGUGGACAUCCGCGUGGCCCGCCCCACAUUCUCUACUCAGAUUUAGAUCGACAGGUGUAUCGUGAAGACGGGAGUGAUCUGUAAAUGCUCCUGUGACAUGGAGUAGAUCCUGGUGGAACUGGCGUGAGUGACCCGUGAAUGAACCUUUGUGGUCAUCGGCGUGGCCAGCCUCACAUUCGACUUCUGUCGUUUUCUGUUUGAUGCGAUACAGCGGCAGCUUCUGCUUCACUCAUCAUUGAUACUUUCACCCGUCCUUUUGCUCGCGAACACGAACGAGGAUGUAGUGGCAGUUUUUUCAGUUGCCUGCACGAUUAGAGGUCUCCCUCCCCUCACUGGCCAUGCCGUUCCCUAGCACAAAGUGGCUAUGUGAUCCGAUGGCUGGCAGUGUUUUGCAUUGCCUAUGUGAUUCGAUGGCUGGUAGUGUUUUGCAUUGCCUAUAAGUAGGCCAUAAUGGAUAUUAGCUAUUUUACGGCAGUAGAUUGCAAGGCUUAUGCCCAUAAGCUAUUCCAUGGGAGCAGGUGGCAAGGCUAGUAGUGGCCGCAGGUUGCAUGGCUAGUAGUGCCUGCAGGUUUCAAGGCUAUAAUGUCUAUUCACUAGAUGACUAUAUGCUAGUAGUGACUGUAGUGGGCUAUUCUUCAAAUGGCUUCUGAUGCGAGCAUGUUGCGAAUGCCCGACGGCUAAUCGCUAUUUGAUGUGUGCUCCGGAGGGAGUAGGCUAUAUCCGCGGGAGCAUUCUUGAUGAUCUCGACCGGAUGACGCACAGCCAAUUGCUGAUCCACUGAUGCACUGACAAACACAACUGAUGCACUGUGGCGCAUUUGGUGAACUGGUGGUCGGACCGUGGUCCGUUUUAUUAGGGGUCUAUUAGGGGUUUAUUAGGGGUCUAUUAGGGGUCUAUUUCCUGGUGGUUGUCGUGUUUCUUUCCCGUCCGUCCAGGGAGAAGCGUUCUUCUUGGAGUACCGUAUUAAUUUGCGACAAGUCUUUGCGAUAGAGGACCGGGGUUUAAAAUGUGAACAGCACAAUUCGUGUAAGUCAAGUGUCCGCUAGAAAGGUUUUCUGUGUGUUUUAAAAUGUUAUUAUAUGGACAGAUGCAUACUGUCGAACGGGGAUCGGCCAUCCAGAUGUUUGUUUUGUUUUCCGUUUCUUAAUUUGCGUGAUCACGUGGAGGUGAUUGCGGUCAGAUUCAUCCAGGUCCAGGCUUAUGCACAGUUGACACUAUUUGCGGUGAUCCAUUCUGAAGAAUCAUCGGAAUGGCUAAAUGGCAUAUUUACACUAGGGCUUUUUUAAACUUGUUUCUGGACGUGAUGGCAGUCAGAUACGUCCAAGUCCAGCCUCGAAUGCUGUCAGAUUCAUUUAAAGCACCAGUACUUGUCCUAGCUAUCAGCCGCGGAAAAAAAAUAGAGUAGAAACGUUUCCAGUCGGAUGAAUUUGGACGCUCCUGUAGUGGCGUGUACGUGUCCAUAAACAGUGCCUUGUAUACAGGCACGGCUUUAGGAAGUACUGGUGUGAGUGCAGCGAUUGAAAGGAGGGAGGGCAACCGCAGAGGUCUCGUUGAAUCAUCAGCGGAGUGUGCACAUAGUGCCACAUACCACAUUCAUGUGCACUAGGCUUUUACUGAGGGGGAUUAGACACUUUUACUGAGUGUCAGCUUGAUUAGGAAGGGGAGCAAACAGCUAUAACCAGUGCAGAUAUAUAUAUCUUGAUCUGCUAUAAGCCUAUAACAAGUUUUCAAAG
Messenger RNA from Chara braunii, 7633 nucleotides. The record is from the annotation of a GenBank genome assembly. NCBI's taxonomy places the organism in Eukaryota, Viridiplantae, Streptophyta, Charophyceae, Charales, Characeae.